GUUACAGGCUAGCCUAAAAGGACAUCAGGGAUGGUUAAAGGACUUAUUCUAGCAGGACUCCUGGUCCUGUUCUGUCAAGAGCUGACUGUACAAGCUCAUGUGUUGAGUAGGCACAACUCUGCUAACAGCAUUGGCAAAAUCAAGAACUUGCUCCAGCAGCUUGAAGAAGCUUUGGUAGCUGAAGAGGACACAGAAGGUCCUGUGGAUUAUGAGGAAAGGAACAUAGCACAAAGUCAAAACCAAGCUUCUCUAGGAAGGGAGGACCAGGCGGCUGCUCCAGAUGUGGAUGGCAACCCUGAUGAGGGACUCGAGAUGCAGAGGAAGCACCUUAUGGAUCUUCUGCUGUCCACAAGAAGCAAGAGCUUCUCAGGCUGCUUUGGUGGAAGGCUGGAUCGCAUCGGCUCCUCCAGCGGCCUCGGCUGCAACUCCAUGAAAGGUUAAAACUUCUCCCAAGCUCUGCUGAGAGACUGGAUCUGUUUGAGGACAGCAUGAACAAAUGUAACAGUCCUUCAAAAGCCCUGUUGAAAAACUGCUGAACUGGGCAAGCAUAAAUUUAGAAGGUUGGUGUGAAAAUGUGAAUGUUAUCCGAUGAUUUAUAGUUCUAAUUUUGCUGAAGAAUUUUUCUGCCUUAUUUGAUUUAUUUAAAUUGAUUUGAGCACAGCUUGUGUCUGGAGAUCCUUUAAUUAACACGUAGAACUGAGAGCUUAUUGAUACAUCAUUGAUUUUCUUUUUAUAGAAAAGAGUGAUAUACAUCUAUCUAUGUAUUCACAUUUUAUUUUAU
This is a messenger RNA of Clarias gariepinus (North African catfish), 781 nucleotides long. It is a transcript of the gene nppa, whose product is annotated as natriuretic peptide A. The coding region runs from base 31 to 441 and encodes 136 amino acids. Gene Ontology annotation, cellular component: cytoplasm; nucleus; extracellular region. The record is from RefSeq and is a predicted model, not a curated record. The transcript has 2 exons. Gene Ontology annotation, biological process: negative regulation of systemic arterial blood pressure; cGMP biosynthetic process; neuropeptide signaling pathway. Gene Ontology annotation, molecular function: hormone receptor binding; hormone activity. Lineage: Eukaryota; Metazoa; Chordata; Actinopteri; Siluriformes; Clariidae.